GAAAUUAAAUUUAGGGAGAGAAUAUGGGUUAGUGAUUUAUUUCCUUCACUUUUCAAAAAUAAUCAAAUUAAGUCUUGUGAAAAAUUGAAUAAUAAUGGAAAAAUGGAAAUAAAAAAUGAUGAAGGACUGAAAACGGGGGAAGCCCUCAACAUACUUUAUGUUGAAAUAUCUACUUUACUACAUCAAUAUGAAACAUCACAACAUUGGAGGAAAUCCAAAUCUUGGGUUAGAGAUGCUCUUCACUUCAAAAGUCAACGUACCACAGUUAACAUAAUAUCAAUAAUUUUUGGAGUAUGGACAGCUAUAUCACUGCUGAUUGGAUAUUUGUUAGAAGGUGAUAAUGUGGCAGGAUAUGAAGCUAUACCAAUUUUAUUUUUAAUUUUGAUGAAUGUCACUCUUGAACUCUAUGACAAUAAACUCCGACACAAUGAAAUUCCCAAUAGAAUAAGGUCUUUUUUGGAGAAGUUGAAAAAAGAACGGAAUAAUAUCAAGUGGACUUCUGAAAAUUACCCUGACUUAUAUUCACCUAUCUCACCAUGUAUUACCUUACAUUGGACAUAUCGGGAUGGACAACUAGUCAACUUACCUUGGGCAUUGUUAGUGAAAGAUGACAUAGUUUUAAUGAGACCAGGUCAAGCAAGUCCUGGGUAUUGUGAAUGUCUUGACAAACACUCCGAAAUUCCUAUUUUGCAUGCCAAGGAAAUAUACGCUCCAUUACUUCAAAAUGCAAAUGAAAUCUUCAGUGCUCCAAAAUCUCGUAAACCAUUAGAGCCGAAGAAGUACCGACUUCUAGAAACUCCAUACCUGAACAAUUUGAAAAUCUUUCUGGAACAAGCUUUGGACAGACCUGUCACACUAUUGAAUCAUCAAAGGCAUUUAGUAACUAUAAAAAUUGUGGAGCAAGUGAUGUUACCAUUUACUUUCAUUUCAGUGUUAUUCGUAAAUUUGUUUCGAUAUUUUUAUUUCCACAAAUACUUCGGCCGAUAUUUGGUUUCAAAUACUCUUUUCAUCGUCCCAUGUAAUGUAGUUUUGCCGUUGUUACCAAUGAUUUUUCCUCUAUUCUGGAAUUUGGUGAACUACUUCGGAAUAGCAAGGUUUAAAGCUAUUUUUGAUGGCACCAUUGCACUUGGAAUGCAACGUAGUCAACUGGAAGAAGAUGCAGAUAAUAUCACUGAAUAUCAAAAUGAGAUAAAAAUCAACAGAAAUGAAGUUUAUUCAAAUUUUAUGAAAAUUAUUAAAGGAAAACCUGAAAUUUUGACCAGAUCUACUAAUAUCUUGCACGUUCUUGGAUCGGUUAGCGCAUUAGGAUGUAUUGAUAAAAAAGGAAUAUUAUCAUGGCCUAAUCCAACUGCUGAGAAAGUAUUUUUUCUGCAUAAUCAAAGUAAUGAGUCACUCUCUUCAAGUUUGGAUAAUGUAAAUGAUUUGUCAACUGAUAUCGACCCCGUCUGUCCUAAUAUUCUCCCAGAGAGUGCCAGAAGUGCAGUCACAGAAGUGCUUGAUCUUACUCAUAAACACAACGAACCAUUCAAGUUAUAUUUUGAUGAUCAGGACUGGAGUAAAUAUUUAUCAUCAUUGAAACCUCUAGGGCUUGCUAUUUUAUUGAACACCUGUAAUGUAGAUACGCAGAAACAUUAUACAUCAUUUUGUUCCCAUAUAACGUGUGAAGCCAUGUACAAUGAAAACUUGGUGCCUGUAACCAACAGGAGAUGCCUCUGUGAGUUAGCUAAGGAAAUAGGAUUUGUAGACCAAGCUCAGAAAAUAUUUUCUUUGGAAGAACAACUAUCAGCUUUUCGACAUUUGCAAACCGAAAUGGUUAGGAAAGACAAUAAGUUCGUUCGUUCUCUACAAUUAUCAACAAAACUGAAAUUUCCUUUUCCUCACAUGUUUGCUGUUGUUGUCAAAGAACUUGCUUCUGGUAAUAUGCAACUACUAUCCGAAGGGACUGCUGAUAUCAUUCUAGAUUCUUGUGUUGAGUAUUGGGAUGGAAAGGAUUUGAUACCUUUGACAAAUUCUGAUCGGAAGAGAAUAAAAGAUUUUUACCAAAGAAGUAGUCUAACGGCAUAUUGCACUGCAUUUGCCUACAGGCCUCUGACGAAGUCAAUCGAUAGUAAAAUGAGCGAAGUUUAUUUAGAACUGCCAAGUGAUUCUAGAAGCUUGUAUCACAACCAUAGAAGUCCAACGCCAGCCCAUUGGGACUGCAAAAGUGUAUUGGAACCUAAAAUAAAAUCGUGUUCUCAGUUUUAUAGUACAGAUUCACUUUUGUAUAAUAACUAUCCCUCUGGUAAUGUGUCAGAUGCUGAAAGCUGUUUUCAGAUGCAAUGUAGUCAGAUUUUCAUCGGAAUGGUAACAAUGCAAUAUCAGGCUUUGACUGACAUGGUUCAAAUGAUAGAACAGCUGGAAAGAGCUUGCAUCAGAUUCGUUCAUUUCAGUAAAGAAAAUGAGCUGAGAUCCAGGGUAUUCAGUGAAAAAAUGGGCUUGGAAAGUGGGUGGAAUUGCCAUAUUUCAUUAUUGAGUGAAAAGAACAGACGAGAAAGUGGUGGACAAACGGAAAAUAGUAGUCCUACGAGAGAUAAACAGAAAUGUUUAUCGCAGGGGAUUAGGAAGAUAUCGAACUCCCCUACUUUUGAUGACAAUUUUUUUCUUCUGGAUAGCAAUUUGGAAUCUUCGAGAACCAUGAGUUUCUCAGCACCAAGCGCCAUCAACAUGGAAUAUUCUGUUGUUAAAUUUGACACAGAAGUUGAAAAAUUCAAUAUCGGAAAGAAGCAGAGCGACCGUAGUGUGGGAAAUGAUUCAACAAGUGAAGAUAGCAUUCCUCUGAAUGCUGAUAGUACCACCCAUGAAUGGCAGUCGUUGAGUAAUCUUACGGAAAGCACCGAGCAAAGUGCACCCAUCAACUUUGAUAUGAGUAAUAGAGCUAAGUUACCAAGAGGUAUUGACAAAAUAAGGCCACAUAUCGAGCAUAUUGAUAAUGUUCCCUUGCUUGUUUCACUUUUCACUGACUGUAAUCCAGAUGUAACAAGACAAAUGUUGAAUAUCAUGCAGGAAUACAAAGAAAUUGUUUGCAUCAUGGGCUCCUCAGAAAAUUGUGAUAAUGCUGGAAUAUUCAUGACAGCUGAUGCAAGUAUUUCCAUUCAACCUCUAUAUCCACAAGUGUGCCAAAAAAGAGAAGUUUUCCAGAAGCCAGUAGACUGUCUAGGACCAACAGAUCUCUCAUAUGAAAUGAAUUCAAUUCCAUGUGCAUUAUCACUUAAACGAGAUGAACCCUUUCCACUGUAUCGUUUGAUAAUGGAAGCUCGGCAUUUUGUCGCCGCAAUUUGGAAUUCUGGUCAGUUUUGGUUGUGCUGCUGUGUUGCUUUGAGUUUAAUGCAAGUAUUAUCAAUAGUAAUAAUGUUACCAGGACUUCUCACUACAGGCCAAGUCUUGUGGUUUUCUUGUAUAGUUAUACCUACGAUAAGCAUCACUCUAAUGUUUAGGCCGCUAGAUCCUGAUAUAAUGAAAAAACCCCAGGGGAAGAUUCAAGCAGUACCUCACUGGGAUGUAGCAGUUUUCAUUCUUUGGUGUUAUGGAUCGAAGUUUCUAACAACUUUAGUGGUGGUCCUGGUCUCUUAUGUCUCAAUUCUGACUAGUCACUGUGAUCAAAUUUGUGUGGUACUUGGAAACUGCACGUGUGCCUUUUAUUAUAAUCCUGUCAUACUGACCGAAUCUGUUUCAAUGGGAGGAUGGGACGAAAAUGAAUGGACUCUCUUGAUAUCUAGACUGAUUAUCAGCUUUUUAAUUUUAUUGCAUUUUGUUGUGAUUUCCAUGGGAUUCAUCCAUAGGAACCAUUUGGUAUUUCAACGAUCUCCACAUAAAAACCUUUACUGGUUAACGACAGUUUUCAUCUUAAUACUUGUACAAUCUAUCUAUACAAUGGUAGUGUAUAACAGUGUAAGGGCCACUCAAGAAGAUUUUAAGGAGUUUGACAUUCCUCUUUGGGUUAUAUUAUUUGCAGCUGUAUCGCCAUUAGCUGUUUGUAUAGUGAAUGAACUAGUUAAAAAACAUGAAAUCAGGGUGAAUGAGAGGUUUUUAAAACGAGCUCGUUUAGACUUUGGAACAAAAUUGGGCAUGAAUUCACCAUUUUGAAAAUGGGAGAUUAAUGAAACGGGAGGUAAAUGCAUCAUCAUGUCAGCAGAUAUCAUGACAUAUGAAGUUUACUUCUUGAGGUUUGUCUACGUUGUUCCUUGAUUUUCUAUAAAAAGUCUUUCACUGCCUUUAACAUUGAAUGAUAAUUUGAAAAUUUUGCGUUGAAGAAUCAGAAAAAAAGACUUUGAUAUUAUGAAACAGAUUAUUUCAUCAGUUCGGACUUCCAUUGUCUAAUAUAAUAUAAAAUGAUUUGAAAUCCCUGAAAGAA
Molecule: messenger RNA, 4390 nt
Organism: Leptinotarsa decemlineata (Colorado potato beetle)
Lineage: Eukaryota; Metazoa; Arthropoda; Insecta; Coleoptera; Chrysomelidae
Product: transmembrane protein 94-like protein l(2)k05819
Molecular function (GO): nucleotide binding
Source: RefSeq, a predicted model, not a curated record